AAAGCGAUAAGAAAGGCGUUCUUCGACUGCUUCUUUGCAAGGCAAAAUUGAAAGUAGAUGUGUUGCUGUGAAAGUGGUAAAGAAUAAUUAAACAUGCAUCUUAUAAACUGCGUCUUUCUGCUGCACCUGAUGCUCGGGAGUGUGACGGGAGAGUGUGACGAGUCGCCCGACUGCAAGGGUCUCUACGAUAGAAGCAUCACCGAAAUCCCCGCCACCAAAAAAGCUGGCAUCACCCGGGUUUAUUUCGUGGGCAGCCAGAUUUCCACCAUCCCCGACCGAGCCUUCAUCAACAGUCCGCAGCUGGAGAUUCUGGACUUCCUCGGCAUGCCCAUCGUGUCCAUCGAAACGCACGCCUUCGAAGGUUUGGGCAGGUUGAGGUUGAUCGAAAUUUCCGUUACGAAUCUGACGUCGUUGCCCCUGGGCGUGUUUCAGAACCUGCCGAGCCUCAAGCAGCUUAUUCUCAAAAUCAACAAAAUCCAGAAGCUUGAGAAGGGACUGUUUGAUGGCCUGAUGCUGAAAGAGCUCCAUCUUCACAUGAAUGAAAUCGCCUCGAUCGACGAGGGAAUUUUCGAUCAGCUUGAAAACCUCACAUUCCUCCACCUGGCUAGGAAUAAAAUCUCCUCCGUCUCCACGGCACUGUUCGCAAAACUCAGUAAAUUGCAGAAGCUCAGACUCUACGAGAAUGGCAUCAGUGCCAUUCCUCCUGGGAUCUUCGAUGAUCUACCGGAUCUGAAAGAAAUCGCCUUACAGGGCAACAAGAUAACAGAGAUACCACCGCAUUUAUUUUCAAAAAAUACCAAUUUGGAAACAUUAUCUUUAGAGAAUAAUCUUUUGUCUGAAUUGCCUUCUGAAAUUUUUGUGGGACUUCCUAACAUAAGAUUUUUGACCCUUCAGCAGAAUCAAAUAGCCAGCCUGCCUCCCAUGCUCUUUGGCGAAAUGCAUAGACUGUCUCAACUGGAUCUCAAUGGGAACAAUCUCACUGUCCUUCCUGCAGGAGUAUUCAGUCCCUUAAAAAAACUCAGCAAGCUUGACUUAUCGCAAAACAAGUUUACCUCUUUGUCCGAGGAGUAUUUUGAAGGCCUUGUGAGACUUGCAGACUUGAAUCUAGAGAAAAAUAUGAUUGAGUCAUUAAAACCGAAAAGCUUUGAACAGAUGACAGAGCUGCGUACCCUCCAGCUGGCACAUAACAAACUGAGAACUCUUCCUGAAGGGAUAUUUGACUCUUUACCAAAACUUAGCAGGGUACAUCUGAACAACAACCCCUGGCACUGUGACUGCAGGCUGAUAUCGUUCUUUAACUGGAUGAAAGCGAACACAAAAAAGAUCAAGUCCUCCCCGCCAGAGACUUGUGAAUCUCCUGAAAGUUUGAAAGGACAAGAAGUCAUGUCUCUCACAGAAGAUCAGCUGAUAUGCCCAACCACUCCUGCAAUUGCCACUACUGUGCCUCUCACCACAACAACCAGCACUACUGUUGCCAUGACAACAGAAUUACCCACAACAAACGUCCACAUGACCACACCACCCCCCAAGCAACAACCGCCUUGCCCACCACCACUACUCCGUCAACCCAGACACCUACCACCAUAAUAAUAACAACAGAGCCCACAACUGCACCAACCACUACGUUGACAACCACAGUAGCUAUGACAACUGCUCCCACCACUAUGUUCACAACAACAGUGCCAACCACUGUAGCUAUGACAAUUGCACCCACAACCAUGCUGACAACCACAAUGCCAACCACAGUAGCUAUGACAACUGCGCCCACCACAAUGCUGAUAACCACAUUAGCUAUCGGCUGACGCGCCUGGAGGACGGCGCGUUCAGCAACCUGACGCGCCUGCGGCUCCUGGUUCUGAGCCGUAACCGGAUCGGCUCGGUCCCCGCCGGGGCCUUCGGCGGCCUGGCCGAGCUGGGAGAGGUGUCCCUGCACACCAACCUGCUCUCGGGCCUGGAGGAGGGACCUUCAGCGGGCUGCCCAAGCUGGAGAACAUCUCCCUGGAGCACAAUCUCAUCCAGUCCCUCCCUGGGAAGCUCUUCCACGGCUUGCCUCCCCUCUGGGAAGUGGACCUCCACAACAACUCCCUGCGGAGCCUGUCGCGGGAGGUGCUGGACUCCCUGGACGCGGUGAAGGAGGUGAAGCUCGCCCAGAACCCCUGGAGGUGCGACCGGGACAUCGUGCCCCUGCAAGACUGGGUGCGGAGGCGCCCCUCCUAAAUGCAGAAUGCCAGCCUGCUGACGUGCCUCUCUCCCCAUUCACUGGCUCACGCCAAAAUUACUGACCUGACCAACGAGGAAGCAGAAGCCUGGGCGCCGUCCACCUCGACCGCCACCACUCCCUCAGGCGACUUGGCCACACCCACGGAGACGCGAAGGAGGCCUCACACCCCGCCCCCCAAGAAGAGCACCCCUGCUGCCCCUGCCGCCACCACUCCUCCCGUGCGGGACGACAGUAACCAUGGCGACGGGGAGGGCCUUUCCCGGGACGCUAAAAUCAUCAUCAUCACCUUGGUCUGCGUCGCCAUCAUCGCCACCGUCAUCAUCUGCUGGAUUUGCUACAGGAGGAAGAAGCGGGCCAGCCGCACCUUGUACCACCAGGCCAGAAAGAACACCGUCAUUUAGGGGUGGGGUGGGGUGGAGGGGGGGUCUUUUCUAUAGGCCGCCCCUCAUGGGGCCCCUAUUUCAGGCCACCUUGGAACACUCUGAGAGCUGGACACGGGAGUGCACCACGGAACCGUUUCGGAACCAUUCAGCUUUCCAGGAAGCGGCCGUCCGCUAAGGUUUGGCGUUCCGGUCACAAAAUCCGUUCAUUCGUUCGGUCUGUUUAUUCACGCGAGCGCGCUGCGAACUUGCGGUGGUCUGAGAACGUAAUGCUCCACUGCACUGGAAUGUCACAAACUGGAAUGUAAUUUUCCCUGUCGCCCUUUUGCUCGCUUGAAGUUGAAUGGGAUGCUUGCUAACCUUGUGCACAUUUUGUAGGCUUGGAUCUGAGCUUCGCAUGAAAAUGGAACCUUCUUAGCACUGUAAACAGCAGAUAAGGCAGGAAACCAGAAACCCCUCUAUCUCAGUGAGCCUGUGAUACUUUUCAUUUUUUUCCCUAAUGUCUGAAUUCCAUUGCUUUUUAUAUUUAAAUAGCCUGACAUUGAUACCAAUACAAUAUAACAUGCUGCAUCAUUAUUGACAGACAUUAUUAUAGAAGAAAGCCUAAAAUUUCAGUAUUACCCUUUAAUGAUUUCUGAAGUAAUGCAACAUUUUUUUUAAAUGCCCGAAUAGAUCAUGAAUCACAAAUAACAACAAUCUGUAACAAUCUGAAUUGUAAAUAAUUAAAUUGUUUAUUUUCUGGAAUAUGGGUUAUAUAAUGACUUACUCAAACAAAAUGUCAAUAAACUUCAUUGAACAAGAA
This is a messenger RNA of Anguilla anguilla (European eel), 3403 nucleotides long. RefSeq names its product carboxypeptidase N subunit 2-like. Gene Ontology annotation, molecular function: protein binding. The record is from RefSeq and is a predicted model, not a curated record. Bases 94 to 1587 code for a protein of 497 amino acids. NCBI's taxonomy places the organism in Eukaryota, Metazoa, Chordata, Actinopteri, Anguilliformes, Anguillidae. The transcript has 2 exons.